AUAUUUUAAAACAAUAGAAUUUAUACAUAAACGUUUAUCCACUUGCCAACACGUUGCACUCUAUUACGGACAUGAAAUCGUGGUGGAAAGAGAUAAAAUCCGCUUUAAAAUCUAAAUCUGGAUCGAAAAAAUCAAACAGCGUCAUUCCUAAACAAGAUUUCAAUUCUGAUAAUUUGGGGAUCGGACUUAGCAAUAUGAAUCAUUUAAAUCCUGUUUAUUAUAGAAGGGCAAAUAGUUUCUUAGAGUUGGAAUGGUUAAACAAGCACCAAAUUCCCGAUAAAUUCAUGUGGAAUGAUGACAGGAAAUUCAGCAAAAUUAUCGAAAUAGGAAUAGAAGCAUUUCCUACAAAAGAUUCUACUGCUAUCAAAUUUAACAUGAACGAUGGAAGUUCAAUGGUUAGUAAAACAUUUUACAAGAGGCCAUUGUUUGUCGACAUUUCGGAUAAAGAUAAAAAGAUAAAAUCGCAAGAAGACGCUGAAAUUACAGCAGACAAAGAGAUUGACUUUGAGGAAAAGAAUCCGAAUUUAACACGUCAAAAAAUCAAUUCCGAAAAUUUUGGGCAAAAUGAAAUUGAAGAAAAUCCAGAUAUUCCUCCUCCCUGCGAUGGCGCCAAAGCAACACAAGAUCGUGAUGACGUACAGAAAAUAAGCCAUGAAAAAUCACUUGAAAAAAUAAUUGACAUUAAAAAUGAAACAGAAGAUAAGAGCCACACAGAUAUGCAAAGAAUAAAUCAUUCUAAUAAUAUUGAGAAUCAAAUAGCAGUUGAAAAAGGAACCCAGACAUCAAUCAUUGCCUUACAAGAAUCUUUAAAUGAAACAUCAAAGAGUGAAAAAGAAACUGAUCCCACGAUUCUAGAACAAGAAUCUCCAGAGAUGGUUUAUUUCCAGUCUUUUAUUGAAUUCCUGACAGACGAUAAUAGUUUCCUAAGCGAUGAGGAAUACUAAAUCCUAAAAUUUUAUCGCCAUCUUGUAAAAUUAUAUUGAA
Molecule: messenger RNA, 984 nt
Organism: Centruroides sculpturatus (bark scorpion)
Lineage: Eukaryota; Metazoa; Arthropoda; Arachnida; Scorpiones; Buthidae
Exons: 3
Coding region: 72-944 (290 amino acids)
Source: RefSeq, a predicted model, not a curated record